Messenger RNA from Propithecus coquereli (Coquerel's sifaka), 2547 nucleotides. RefSeq names its product potassium channel, inwardly rectifying subfamily J, member 1 (gene KCNJ1). Gene Ontology annotation, molecular function: ATP-activated inward rectifier potassium channel activity. Gene Ontology annotation, cellular component: plasma membrane. Lineage: Eukaryota; Metazoa; Chordata; Mammalia; Primates; Indriidae. The record is from RefSeq and is a predicted model, not a curated record. Gene Ontology annotation, biological process: potassium ion import across plasma membrane; regulation of monoatomic ion transmembrane transport. The coding region runs from base 351 to 1469 and encodes 372 amino acids. The transcript is spliced from 3 exons.
GUUGCAUACAGAUGAGUCAGCAGCCGGUCUGAGCUGACCCACAGACUCAUAAAAACCAACAGGGCCUCAGGUACCCUCACUUGGGACACCCAAACUCUUGGAUCAAAGGUGCAAGGACUUGAUCACAUCAAGAAUCCAACUGCUUUCUUGGGGACCAAGAAAAUGAGUUUUUGUCUCCACAUUUACUCUGGCAAUCCAGGAGCACUUUAUGGAGUUUUGCACGAUUCUGAGUGCAUUUGCAUUUCUCAACAUUUGCGCAGCUCCCUAAAUACUCGAAUGACAAGUGCUCUUUCCCAGUGAGCGCCAACUGUUUGCUCCGCUCUGGACAGAUCAGGGUUUUGACGGAAAGGAUGUUCAAACAUCUUCGGAAAUGGUUUGUCACUCGAUUUUGGGGGCGUUCUCGGCAAAGAGCGAGGCUAGUCUCCAAAGAUGGAAGGUGCAACAUAGAGUUCGGCAAUGUGGAGGCACAGUCAAGAUUUAUAUUCUUUGUGGACAUCUGGACGGCUGUGCUUGACCUCAAAUGGAGGUACAAAAUGACCAUCUUCAUCACAGCUUUCCUGGGGAGUUGGUUUUUCUUCGGUCUCCUGUGGUACGUGGUAGCCUACAUUCACAAAGACCUCCCCGAGUUCCAUCCUUCUGCCAAUCACACUCCCUGUGUGGAGAAUAUUAAUGGCUUGACCGCAGCUUUUCUGUUUUCUCUGGAAACUCAGGUGACCAUCGGAUAUGGAUUCAGGUGUGUGACAGAGCAGUGUGCCACUGCCAUUUUUCUACUUAUCUUCCAGUCUAUCCUUGGCGUUAUCAUCAACUCUUUCAUGUGUGGCGCCAUCUUAGCCAAGAUCUCCAGGCCCAAAAAACGUGCCAAGACCAUUACGUUCAGCAAGAAUGCGGUGAUCAGCAAGCGAGGUGGGAAGCUUUGUCUCCUGAUCCGAGUGGCUAAUCUAAGGAAGAGCCUUCUUAUUGGCAGUCACAUAUAUGGGAAGCUUCUGAAGACCACAGUCACUCCUGAAGGAGAGACCAUUAUUUUGGAUCAGAUCAAUAUCAACUUUGUGGUUGACGCUGGGAAUGAAAAUUUAUUCUUCAUCUCUCCACUGACAAUUUACCAUGUCAUUGAUCACCACAGCCCCUUCUUCCACAUGGCAGCAGAAAACCUUCUCCAGCAGGACUUUGAGUUAGUGGUGUUUUUAGACGGCACAGUGGAAUCAACCAGUGCUACCUGCCAAGUCCGGACAUCCUAUGUCCCAGAGGAGGUGCUUUGGGGCUACCGCUUUGCUCCCAUAGUAUCCAAGACCAAGGAAGGGAAAUACCGAGUGGAUUUCCACAACUUCAGCAAGACAGUGGAGGUGGAGACCCCACACUGUGCCAUGUGCCUUUAUAAUGAGAAAGAUGCCAGAGCCCGGAUGAAGCGAGGCUACGACAACCCCAGCUUCAUCUUGUCAGAAAUCAAUGAAACAGAUGACACCAAAAUGUAACAGCGGCUUUUCAUCCCAAGUAAAGCAAAGUCUCUGAGGCACCUCGUGACUAGAAGCAUUAUGAAACAACUGACGAUCUGGAGGUGUGAAAGUAGAGUGAGAACUUCCAAAGUCUGCCAGCGCCAAGACCCCUGAGCCCAUCGCCGUGAUCCUACAGGACACAUAGCUCUACAGGGCUGCUGUAUGGGGACAUGCAAUGCAUUUAUAGAAUGGAAGCCAAAGAAGCUCACUUGGAAUCUCAAAUAUGAUUAUUUGAGAUCACUCAAUGUUGGUAGGAACAGACAAAGUCAUCAAAAGUCUCAUGGACAAGCCAAACAAGAUGUUUUUAAAAGUCUCCUUAGAGAAAUUAUGAGCCUUAGAUAGGAUCAAGGAAUAAUGAUAGUAACAUUUUGAUUCUACUGAUAAGAAAGAUUCCACUGUUAUUUUAAUUCUGACUUUUAUCAAUGGAAAAUUUGUCUCCUGAGUUAGGGGAGAUGAACUAACCUAUCAAUGACAAUAAGAAAAGGCUGUUACACAAAGAACAGUUUGAGUCUCUAACCUCAUGUGGAACAGGUAGAGGCUGAAUCCACACUCUAGAUUCUUGAUGAACACCUUCCAGCCAGACAGAGUGCUCGAGCUGAAAGUGGUGGUGAUAUUUCUUUGCACCUGUAUUGAAUGGGUUAAAGGGCUACAAAUCUGUUAAAAGGGUAUUUCCUGCUUUUCCAAGAGGGCAAUGAGGAAGUUGAAGGUGCAGAAUCAGUCUAAAAAUAAACAUACUGCUAAUGCUUCCGAGAAGAAAAAAAUUCUUGUGUUUCCGUGCCUAGGGUUUGUACUGAAACGCUAUUUCUAAAGCAAAAAGGGGAAAGAGAAAGAAAUGGGAUGUGGCCCCACAGGUAGAACAUUGCUAAGUCUUUCUUUCACUGACAGCCAACACCUCAUCUUCCUAAAAGGGAAGGAUUUAGGGGAAGGUUUUACUGUGAAUGUCUUGUUCAGUUCCCCACCUGCAUUAUUUUGAACGUGUCUUGGAAAAAAUGGUACUUAAAGCUGCUUGGAAAUCAAAAUGUUUUCAGUGUGUUAAUUAAUAUAUUAAAUUUCUGAA